This is a messenger RNA of Aureobasidium musti, 1652 nucleotides long. The record is from the annotation of a GenBank genome assembly. NCBI's taxonomy places the organism in Eukaryota, Fungi, Ascomycota, Dothideomycetes, Dothideales, Saccotheciaceae.
CCAACAUGCAUUCGACUCCUCUUUCUUCGUUCAUUGUACUGGCAAGUGCGGUUGCUCCUGCACUAGCCAGUACUUCUAGCAAUGCAAACCAGACUCUUGUCUCUGAUAUCAACUUCAUCUCUCAGCAUUGGGGUCAGAUUAGUACAUACCAGAACAACCCUGCUGACGCAUUUGGCGUUCAGUGGGUUGGUCUUCCUGCUGGUUGUCAAGUCGAGCAAGCUCACACUCUUCAACGCCAUGCACAACGUUUCCCUACCAGCUAUAUCGAUGAUGGCAUCUUGACUGAAGGUUUCGCUCAGAAGGUCGUUGACUACAGAGCCAACCACAGCUCUUCGUUCUCCGGUCCCUUGUCUUUCCUCAACUCCUACAAGUAUCAGAUGAACGAAAGCUAUCUCACCGGUAUCGGUGCUCGUACUGAGUUCUCUUUGGGUGUCGACUUCUGGAACAGAUAUGGUCGCAUUCUGUACAACGCUUCUGCUGGUCAGGUCAGCUACAACCCUGACUACGCCAACGGCACAGCCAGACCUAAGCCAGUCCUUCGUACUACAAGCCAGUCUCGUAUCCGCGAGAGUCAGAUCAACUGGGCCUUGGGUUUCUUCGGUCCCACCUACGAGACAGUCCCUGUUCCCAAACUGACCAACUACACCGAUGGUGACUUCUUCGACCUUGUGGUCAUUCCCGAAGGUGGUACUGAGAACAACACUCUUGCAUCCUAUGACUCGUGCUUCAACGACGAUCUUACUGGAAUUGGCGACCUUGGUGACCAAGAUGUGUUCGUCUGGAUCCCAAAAUAUCUUAAGGACGCAACCGCUCGUCUCCAGCAAUACUCUCCUGCAGGCUUCAAGUUGACGUACAACGACACAUUUGGCAUGCAACUGCUUUGCGCUUAUGCAUCUGACUUCUGUGACUUCUUCACCGCAGACGAGUGGGAUGGUUUCGAGCAGGCCCUCGACAUCGAGUACUACUAUGAUUACAGUUUCGGCAACCCAACUGGCAGAGCCCAAGGUAUUGGCUACGUGCAGGAGCUCCUCGCCCGUCUCACACACCAAUACAUCACCGUCUCCAACAGCUCUGUCAACAGCAGCAUCACCAACAACUCCAGAGACUUCCCUCUCGACCGUCCAUUCUAUGCCGACUUUACCCACGACGAUAUCAUCGUCAGUGUCAUGACAGCAAUGUCUCUGGACUACUUCCGCGAAGCUCCCAGUCUGACUCAGUACCCUCCUAACCCUGACCGCCACUUCUAUCUGUCCAAGAUGACACCUUUCGGUGGUCACCUCAUUACUGAAGUGAUCGGCUGCUCCUCAGCCGACCCCGCUCCUGUCAACAAGGAGCGUGUCCAAUACUACCCUACCCAAUACGGCUACAACCCAUCCAACGCAACCCACAAGUUCGUUCGCAUGCGUCUGAACAACGGUAUCCUGCCUCUCGAUACCUUGAGAGGCGGUGCUUGCAAGGGACGUAUCGAUGGUAUGUGUGCAUUGGACAAGUUCGUUGCCAGCCAGAACAGCUCGUACGCAUUGAGCAACUACGACUAUGCUUGCUUCGGCAACUGGACUAUCGCCAACACCACCAAUGCAAAUGAUUACGACGGUACUGUUUACAAGGGCCAGGCUGGAAUUUUGGAGAACACUCAGCCCCCUAGCAGCGAU